CUCUCUUGCGCAGCUUCCUAGCCAGCUACUCCAAUUAUUUGUGUCCCUUAUUCGUAAAUAAAAAUAAAUAAAUACCUCUUCUCACCCCUCUCUCUCUCUCUCUCUCUUCCAUGGCCACCACCCACACUGUUCCUCUCCAACACCACUCACGCAUGCACUACCCCUCCACUGAUGAAGAAGACCAAGACGACGACGACGAAGACACCGACCUCGAAGACCACAACAAUGUUACCAUCGACAACCAAAUACCAGAACUCAAAAGCGGGUUUUCGGGUCGGGUAUUGGUGGAGCCGAGAGCCAAAUGGGUUGAAGAAUGGAACAGGGUGUUCCUGCUAGUGUGCGCGACGGGGUUGUUCGUGGACCCCUUAUUCUUCUACGCUCUCUCUAUAAGCGACACGUGUAUGUGCCUCUUCGUUGACGGGUGGCUGGUGAUCACCGUGACGGUGCUCCGCUGCAUGACGGACGCGUUGCACAUUUGGAACAUGUGGUUGCAGUUGAAGAUGGCCAAGCGUUCUUCCAUUCCCAUACGAGACACCACCAAACUCAUCGCCAACCGGCUCUUCUUCUUUGACCUCUUUGUCAUUCUCCCUAUUCCCCAGAUUGUGCUAUGGAUAGCAAUUCCGUCUCUGUUGGAGAAAGGAUCAAUUACGUUGGUGAUGACAGUUUUCUUAAUCAUGUUCCUCUUUCAAUACCUUCCCAAAAUUUAUCACUCAGUUUGUCUCUUGCGUCGCAUUCAAAACCUCUCUGGCUACAUUUUUGGGACCGUUUGGUGGAGUAUCGCCCUCAACAUGAUCGCGUAUUUUGUAGCUUCCCAUGCAGCAGGAGCAUGUUGGUAUUUGCUGGGGAUCCAGAGGGCAGCCAAGUGUCUCCAAGAGCAAUGUGCAAAAACAAGUGGUUGUGGCUUGAGAACACUGUGUUGUAAAGAACCUAUAUACUAUGGAAGCACAAGCAUUGUGAGAGAGAAAUCCAGGUUGGUAUGGGCAGAGAACAGUGAAGCAAGGUCUACUUGUUUAGCUAGCCCUGACAACUAUGACUAUGGUGUUUAUAAAUGGACUGUUCAACUCGUAACGAAUGAUAGCCGUUUGGAGAAAAUACUUUUCCCCAUCUUCUGGGGCCUAAUGACUCUCAGUACUUUUGGGAACCUAGAGAGCACAACGGAACGGAUUGAAGUGGUUUUCAACAUUAUUGUAUUGACUAGUGGCCUCAUUCUAGUCACGAUGCUGAUUGGAAACAUCAAGGUAUUUUUGCAUGCCACAACAUCAAAGAAGCAAGCAAUGCAAUUGAAGAUGAGGAACAUUGAAUGGUGGAUGAGUAAAAGGCGCUUGCCACAUGGGUUUCGGCAACGUGUGCGUAACUACGAGCGGCAACGUUGGGCUGCUAUGCGUGGGGUUGAUGAAUGCCAAAUGAUAAAAAAUCUCCCAGAGGGUCUAAGAAGGGACAUCAAGUACCAUCUUUGUUUGGAUUUAGUGAGACAGGUGCCACUAUUUCAGCACAUGGAUGAUUUGGUGCUAGAGAACAUUUGUGACCGUGUGAAGUCCCUUGUAUUCACAAAGGGAGAAACAAUAACUAGAGAGGGAGACCCAGUUCAAAGAAUGUUAUUUGUGGUGAGGGGUCACCUUCAGAGCAGCCAAGUCCUACGAGAUGGGGUGAAAAGUUGCUGCAUGUUAGGCCCAGGGAACUUCAGUGGGGAUGAGCUACUUUCAUGGUGUCUAAGGAGGCCCUUUAUAGAGCGUCUUCCACCAUCAUCAUGCACUUUGGUCACACUUGAAACCACUGAGGCAUUUGGGCUUGAAGCUAAGGAUGUGAAGUAUGUGACACAACAUUUUAGGUACACAUUUGUAAAGGAAAAGGUUAAGAGAAGCGCUAGGUAUUACUCACCUGGCUGGAGAACUUGGGCUGCUGUGGCCAUUCAGUUGGCUUGGAGAAGGUAUAAGCAUCGUUUGAAUUUGAAUUCUUUGUCCUUUAUAAGGCCUCGAAGGCCUGCUUCAAGGUGCACUUCCAUGGAAGAGGAUAGGCUUCGUCUCUAUACGGCUUUGUUAACCUCACCAAAGCCUAAUCAGGAUGACUUUGACUUUUGAUAACAUUAUGUAUAUGCAUGUGGAUUUUGUUUACCCUAAAUCAAAGGCUAAUUUAUAAUCUAUGUAUGUAUGCUGUUUAUGCCAA
This is a messenger RNA of Abrus precatorius (Indian licorice), 2163 nucleotides long. Its product is annotated as cyclic nucleotide-gated ion channel 4-like. Bases 111 to 2078 code for a protein of 655 amino acids. The record is from RefSeq and is a predicted model, not a curated record. The transcript has 7 exons. Lineage: Eukaryota; Viridiplantae; Streptophyta; Magnoliopsida; Fabales; Fabaceae.